Molecule: messenger RNA, 1365 nt
Organism: Sclerotinia borealis F-4128
Lineage: Eukaryota; Fungi; Ascomycota; Leotiomycetes; Helotiales; Sclerotiniaceae
Source: the annotation of a GenBank genome assembly
AUGACGACAUUUUCGACAUUGGAGGCGUUGACGAAUCUCAUCCAAUCCAUACCGGACUGGAACAAACGACUAGACGACCUAAACAGUCAAAUAGCAUUACGACAAAUUGAACUAGGACGCCUGAUAGAUUUCAAUCCUGUGCGCUCCUUGAAGAAUAAAGGUUCCACCGAAUCACUACGACCAAAAGAUGGCGAGGGCAACGAACCCGAAAAUACCACACAAAUACCCUCGCCCCUCGUCGACUCCCUAAAAUCAGCACAAAAUGAAUACAACUCGGAAGCACGACCCAAUUACCCAUCUGUAGCUCGAGCAGCCGCCGCCGCUGCCCUCGAAUACAAUCAAUCCCAAUCCCAAUCUCAAUCACAAUCUCCCAAAUCACUCACCCCCCGAGCCUCCCCCAACGCACUAAGCCGACAAUCCUCGCACCCCACACCCCACACCGGAACCCUCCCACGUACCCCCGCCAUAAUCCGCAAACGCAAAACCGAAUCCCUCGCAUCCGGAAACUCGCAAGCCCCCAAAUACAGAACCCGAUCCAUGAUAAUCGUAUACUACGACAGCGCCGUCCAAACCGCCUUUGAAGACCUCGUCAAAUUCAUAAGCGGAAAUCGCAAUGCCAUGCGAAAGGGGAAAAUGGCCGCUAAAAUGGCGGAAAUGAGACGAGCGGCUGAAAUGGAAGCAGAGGAAGAAAGCGAUGACGAAUCGGAAUCUGAAGCUUCGAUGGCGCUGGGUAGUGCGCUACCAAAACCUUCGGCACAACUGAAAGCCUCUUCAGAACCAUAUUCAAAUGGGGUGAUAAUAAAUGGAGAAGAUACGAAUACUAGUGCAGGAGCGAAAUUACAAUUCGUAUCAACGAGAAACAUGGGUCCCACUCGCGAUCGCAUGAAUAUCGGAAAUACGAUGAACAUGCUCAAAGGCUACCGUCGAUCCGGGAGCAGUUCCGGAGCAGGAAGUUCUCCGGAUAUAUUUGAUGAGUUGGAUAAAGGAUUAGAAUGGUGCCAAGGACAAUGCGAACAUGCCGCCCAUCAAUUUCUACGCGAUGGGGAAUGCAACACGGAAAUUGAGAAUAUCAAGAGGAGGCUUGGGGAGGUGAGGGAAAUUGCUGCGAGGAAGAUUGAGGAAAUGAAGAGGGAGGAGGAGAGGGAAAUUAGGGAGAUGGGAGAAAAUGGAAUUACUUCGCCAAUAUCUUAUUCACAUGUGAAUGAGAAGAAAUCUAUCCCGGUACCAAGUUGGGUCCCAGAUGGAUCGCUAACGUUGGAGGUUGAUAACAAAAUGGAAGUCGACGAUGAUGAUAACGGUGACCAUAAUAAUCAUUUCGAUCCGAGAAAAUUGUUCUUCAAGCGAUCGGGUGAUGUAGCGUACUAA